CCUCCUUCCUCUAAGUCGCGAACACUAAAUUGAAAACAUCCGGUCUAGCCUCAACCGUGUCGAUUACAGUUUUAGCGGUCGCGCCCGUUCUAGUGACUAAUUCUUUAAGUGAUCCGAAUAAUGAUUUAAAUUUGUUUUAAUUAAACACGAACAAUAUAUACCAUGUCCCAAGUCAGUGUAGUGCAUUACAGCACGCCUCCUCAGAAGAUUAACAACGUGCUUCAACAAAACACGAACUCCAACAACAAUAAAACCGGCGAAAGGCAAAUUAUAGUGCUCAGAAAACCUUCAACUAUCCUUCCUCAACCCAAAGACUACAAGAAAAAUGAUAUCCUUAUCACAAAUCCCGGCAAAAAAGGAGGACCAAAGAAAACUACUGCAAGCAAAGAUUUAAAAACAAACCCUCCGCCGAUAGCAGUAGCCCGACGAAAUGCACGAGAAAGAAACCGAGUGAAGCAGGUAAAUAAUGGAUUUGCCAACUUGCGACAGCACAUACCGAAUUUCAUUGCCCAAGCCUUCGAAAAUACAAACGGAAGAGGAAACAAAAAACUGAGUAAAGUAGAAACUCUAAGAAUGGCCGUGGAAUAUAUCAGAAGUCUGGAGGAAGUCCUGGCUAUGGAUGGGGAACCUAUGCCUCAUCUGAUGCAAGAUAACAUCAGUUCUAGAUCUUGUCUUUCUCCAACUUCAGUAGAUUCAAAUUCCCAAAGCGACUUGGCAUAUCCCUUUGCCAUGUCACCAUCAGAGGAAGACGAUGAUCUCUCAUCAGUUGCUACGCCUCCCCCUCCUACUCAACAAUUCAUCAGGAUCAAUACGUCAAAUAAUACUUACGAAAUAAUAUCAAGCAAUGUCUACGAAAACUCAGAAAAUCUAGAUCCAAUGAGCGUGGACCAACAUCAUCUUCUAACAGAUCCAACAUUGAUAGACAGUAACUUAGAUUUUGCUCAAGAAGACAUUUCGUAUCUUCAAGUUAAUCCUCUACAAUCUACGACCGGGUCGCUGAGUCCAGGGAUGUAUAGUGAAGGUUCUCUAAGUCCAAACAAUGAGUCGGCUAAGUUAAGUGAAACUGUGCAACAGAACUGUUUUAUUCCAGUGUUCGCCAGUGCAAAACUUGGAGAAAAUUUUAAUGUACAAAUAAAGACUGAAAUCAACGAAUUGCCAGUUAUAUCUUUAAAAUCGGAGAAUGACAUUGCUGAAUCUCAUGGAGAAUUGGCCGAUGUUAUUAGUUGGUGGGAACAGAACCAAACCCAACAGACAAACAGUUAGCACACUUCGUUAUUUAAACAAAAUUUUAGGUGUAUAAACGUCUAUUAAUUUUACAGUAAAAGAUUGUUAACUGUUAGUCACCGAAAAUAUUUUUAUACGAGCUUACACCGUUAUUUUAAUAAAUCUCAUUUUUUCUUUUCAAUAUUUAUAUCUCCAUGAUCUCAUCAAAAUAAAAAUGUAAAAGAAUGGUCUAGUCUGCUAGGAAUUUUUAAAAAGUCUUAAAAAAUGUUACUUUUUGAUGUCAUAUAAGACUGAUAUUUUAAUAAAAGUUUUAUGAAAAUAAACUACUUUUCUAAAAAUACUGAUGUGUCAGUUAACAGCAAGACUUGUAGUAUUGUUAUUAUAU
This is a messenger RNA of Sitophilus oryzae (rice weevil), 1609 nucleotides long. RefSeq lists its product as uncharacterized. NCBI's taxonomy places the organism in Eukaryota, Metazoa, Arthropoda, Insecta, Coleoptera, Curculionidae. The record is from RefSeq and is a predicted model, not a curated record. Gene Ontology annotation, biological process: regulation of transcription by RNA polymerase II; developmental process. Gene Ontology annotation, molecular function: RNA polymerase II transcription regulatory region sequence-specific DNA binding; DNA-binding transcription factor activity, RNA polymerase II-specific; protein dimerization activity. The transcript has a single exon. The coding region runs from base 163 to 1263 and encodes 366 amino acids.